AUGUCUACUUCAGUAAAAUCCAUAAAAGAUAAACCUCAUGCAGCAUCGUCGCGUAUCACACCAAGACAAACGGUUGCGUCAGCCGCGCGAGCCGCCCGAAAUGCCACCAACAGAAACCUCGCUCUGCCCAAUACUCAACGUUUCUCCCCAGCAAGGGCUCCACCGUCACCCGCUACUUCUAAGAUAAAAACCGCUAUUCCACGCAGUGGCAAAUCAGAUUCAAAAACCGAACUUAAGGUAAAUAAAGUCCGUGAACCAGAAGUUGUAGCAGAUUCUGAUAUAUUUUUUCUGCAUAAUAAGGAAUUAGUCCCGGAAGAAGCAGGGAAACGAAUUGAAGAAUUUGAAUCGCAAGACAAAAUCAAUGAAAUUACAUCAGAAGACGUUCAAAAUAACCUUGACCCAAGUGAUAACGAAAGUGAAGAAAUAUCGCGUCCACAAACGCCGGUGCUUAGUAAUCCUCAAACACCAAACACCGUAUCUAGCCGCCCACAAACCCCUCGUCUACCAAGCCGACCAACCACGCCCGCCCAAUCAGCACAACGUAACAACACCCCAUACAGCCGUCCCAAUACCCCACAAAAAGCCACGUCAUUAAUGCGACCGAAAACUCCAUCAAAACUUGCACCAGCUCGACCGACGACUCCGAUAGCAUAUAAUCUAUCGAGAUUACCCGGCAAAGACGAUGAUAUCAAGGCUACGUACGUUGCAAAACAAAAGCAAUUUCAUCGAAUGAAAAAGGAACUAGAUUUAAAACAGCAAGCCCUAUUAGAAAUGUUUGACCAUUUGCGCAAUUUACGUGAGCGUAUGAUAAACGAGGGUAUAUCUGCUGGUGGAGAAGGAGUAUCUAAAUUGGUAUUGUUCAAUGUCGCUGAUUGGACGGCUGAAGAAAUAACCCAGCUCUGUCGAAGUGCUGCCACUUCUUCAAUUACUGAUGGGGCUGUUGAACUGUUCAAUACAAGUGUUUCUAUAGAUGAAGAAACGUUAGCCGAUGUUGAAACCAGAGCUCUGAAUAUACCAGCUUGUUUUGCGGACUUGUGUUUGAAAGCAUUUACAGCGCGACAGGAAUUGAUUGACUGGAUGAAAGAAUAUUUAGAGAAAGAGGAAGAUGUUGACAACAUUGCAUUAGACAGAAUUGCUCUAUACAAUAAUCAGGGGCUGCAAAUGUGCGAAGCACUGCGUGAUUUGAAGUCCCGUGCUGACGAGGCAGUGGAUACUAUCACAGUGCUUUCAAAACGUGCAUGCCGAGAAAGAGCUACACUAUUAUCUGUCGGAGAAUCCUUAGUCAGAGAAGUAGCGCGCCUACGACAUGAUUUAGAGGAACGAACAACACCCAAAGUUGAUGUGACAUGUAACGACACCGAAACAGCAAAAAUCCUGGAUGAAACACGUAAAGAACUAGAGGAUGAACGAGCAGCAAAAGGAUUGUUAAAAGAGAAGCUCACUACGACUGAAUCCCAAUUACGACAGCAACGUUUAAGAGUAUCUAAAAUGGAUCGUCAGUUGCGUGAAGCUGAAGCGAGCAUUGCCAGCCUUACUGGCACCGUUAAAAGUCUGGAAGAUCAGAGUCGUCAAAGAGAAGUGCAACUAGAAGCAAGAGCAAGAAAGUUGAAAGAGUCACUAAAGACGGGUGAAGUAGCGAGUAAUCAUUUGGCACAGCAACGAGACGCUCUUCAGGCCGAGGUCGCUGAUUUAACAGAACAAAUUAAGAACAUGACAUCUCAGCAUAAAACAGCGAUACAAGAGUUUAAUAAUAAGUUAAAAGAUUUAACUAUCACGUUAGAAGCAGAGCGGGAAUCAUCGCAAAGAGAAGCAGAACUUAAUAACGAGCUUAGAAAUACACUAACAGAAAGUCAAAAUACCAUAGAGGACCUUAAAGCCAAAAUAAUUGAACUUGAAAAUAGUAGACCAAAUCCUGAUUUGCCAACGGAGAGAGAAAUGGAUUUGUGGGCAGAACUUCAGGCAACCAAAGACACGUUACGCAUAGCUGAGGAAGAAGUAAUAGCAUCUAAAAGAGAAAAAGUUCGCUUCUUGGAAACGCUUACUAAAAUUACAGAACCGGAGAACAAAAUGGGUCUUCAACAGAAACUGGCAGCUGAACUACUAGGGAAAGAAGAGAUAAUUAGUAAAAUGCAAACACAGCUUAGAGAUCUAACCAAAAAUAUUAAACUGAAUGAACAAAAAGUGAUACAGUACGAACAAUAUGUACGAGAUCUACAAGCUCACAACCGUGCCAUCGCGAACUGUCAAGAAUCACCCAACGGUAUCAGUUACCAAGAUUUACAACAAGAGAUAAUGAGUUUGAAGAUGGGUCUCCUUGAAGCAGUUCAUCGCAAUGAAGAAUUAUCAGAAAUGUUGGCACAAAAGGAGCAGCAACUCGAACAACAGGACAAAACAUCUCGUGCACAGGCAAGAGUCAUCAAGAUCCGAGAAGAAUUAAUCAACAUGCUGAAGAACAAGGAAACGGAGCAGAGUCGUGAGCUUGCUGCGUUACAGCAAGAUUUGGAGCAUCGAAUGAAAAUUGUAGACGAUGUGAACAAGCAGAUCGCAGCCAAGGCAGAUGAGAUUCAAGAGCUGUUUUCCACAUUGGAAACAAAACAGCAACAGAUCCAUCGGCUGGAGAAGAUCGUUCUUGCUCUUGAGGAACAGCAACGGCGGGCUCAGGCGCAGCGGACGCGACACGAGGAAAAGAUUGCUGCGCUGGAGCAUGAGCUUGCCGCGGGGGGCAAUAGAAAAGACAAGAGGUUCGUCUUCUUUUGAAAUAAUCAUAAUGAGAUAAAAUCUUCUUUAAAAAUUAAUAAACUGUAAAAUUU
Messenger RNA from Zerene cesonia (dogface butterfly), 2810 nucleotides. RefSeq names its product cingulin-like. Bases 1 to 2757 code for a protein of 918 amino acids. NCBI's taxonomy places the organism in Eukaryota, Metazoa, Arthropoda, Insecta, Lepidoptera, Pieridae. The record is from RefSeq and is a predicted model, not a curated record. The transcript has 20 exons.